UUCUCUGUAUUCUCCCAUCACAUCUGGGAGUUCAGAUGGAGCUCCUGGCAGCACUGGUUGCUCUGCUCUGCAUCUACGCUCCAGUGUGUGGAGCUGCAAGAUGCAGUGGUUUAAGACACCUGGAGAACGGGCAGACGUUUUUCCGGUAUGGUGGACUGCUAGUGAUCUUCCGCUGUCGUCCUGGUUACAAGCUCCAUGGAUACAAAACCAACAGCUGUGUGUCAGGACACUGGUCCCGGGAUACCCCAGUAUGUGUUGGUACUGGCUGCUCCAACCCAGGGCCGCUCACCCACGGGACGAGCAGCAUGAAUGAGGAUGGCUCCUGGGCAGUGUUCAGCUGUAAUAGCGGCUUUCGGCUACAUGGGCCCUCAAUGUUAUACUGUAAGGGCCACACCUGGAAUAGUACAAAGCCUGUGUGCAAAGAGUCCGACAUGAUGAGCUCAGUCUUGGGUGUCAGUGUUCAAAAGCCAAACAUACACCAAGACUUCCAGGCUGCCGCAGUUUUGAAGACACAGCAACAAUCCCACUACGACAUCCUCGCCAAUACUGCCUCCAAAGAAACAAACCUCAAAUUCGGCUUGUUGUCUCACACGCAAUCCCAAAUGUCCCACAGGGAGAGGAUUAAAGUGACUAACCCCAAAGUCCACCUGCAGCAAGAUUUUCAGUUUCUUAAUUUGAAAGUCAAAGAUGGAGUCCAAACAACUCAUCAUGAGGCUCAACUUCAGGAGGCAAAUAAAGCUCAACGACCAGAAACUGGAACUGGAAGACAUGGCUCAGAGGCAAAAGCUUCACAGGAGGAAGCAAAGAAGCUGGAUGAAGUUGCCUCUAAAUCACAUCUAUCAACCACCACCUCAUCUACCUUAUCAUUAGUGUCAGGAACAGAAAGAUCAGCAUCUUCACCACCUUCAUUUUCAACAGCCCAUACACCUGCUGUCACAAAUGUGAUGUUUGCACCGACUUCACCUCUCCACCUCACAAAAUCUCCUUCCCCUGUGCUUGGCAGUGAAAAAGUGCCAAAGUUUGAAGAACCUGUCACAUCCUGGGAUGAUGUGAAUCCAUCUGAAGUGGUAACCAGCUCCUCACAAACUGCAGAUGAAGACCAACAGGCUGAAACUGUCCUCCAGUAUCCUCCACUGUCUCAGCCUGGGUCCGUAGAGAAAGAGGAGCCCACCGAGACGUCAAAAUACACUUUAUCUACUUUGGUUUAUUUGAUUUCUACCACUCUCUCCUCUACUUCAUCACCUGCUUCCUCUGCACCCUCCCUCUCUACCUCAACUACCUCAAGUCCCAGCUCCACCAAGUCCAAUGAUGUGCCUUCAAACACCUCCACCACCACUGAGCCAAGAUCUCACCAAACUAAAUACCACAACCUCACAGUGAACACCACCUCCAAACCACCUCUGCUGGCUGCAAGACUCAGACCCAUGUGCACGUACCCACCUGUGCCCGCUCACGGGACCUUCUACUUCCGGAAUGUAGAGAACCCAGGUCCCAGGGAGUACAGACAUUACAUACAGUACGCCUGCUACCCUGGUUACACGCUGGCUCAUGGAGACAUUCACAGCUACUGUCAGCAGGGGGGCACCUGGAGCGGAGUCACACCUGUUUGUCUGGAGUUGACACCAUGUUCAGUCAACAACGGAGGCUGUUCCCAGCUGUGCUCUCACUCCCAGCACCACAACCAGACCUCCAGUCAGACCCAAACCAGAACUCAGUGCCACUGCAGAGCUGGAUUCACUCUGCUGGAUGAUGGGCGGACGUGUCGAGAUUUAGACGAGUGUGUGGAGAGACAGCAUCAGUGUCAGCAGACAUGCAUCAACACAUUUGGUUCCUUUACGUGCAGCUGUGAUGACGGCUACAAGCCAGCUCCUGACCAGACGUCCUGCACAGACGUGGAUGAGUGCCUGCUGCCUGCAGCUGUAACAGGCUGUGUGUUUGGCUGUGUUAACACUCCUGGGAGCUUCUACUGUCAGUGUCCUGCUGGCUACAGCCUUCAGACUGCAGACAGCCACUGCAGAGAUAUAGAUGAGUGUGCUGCUAAUCAGGGGCUCGGGCCAUGUGCAGAGCAGUGUCACAACUCACCGGGAUCCUACCGAUGUUCCUGCACGUACGGCCACAUCUUAGCUGGAGACGGACACAGCUGCAUCGCUGAGUGUCCACCUGGAUACAGGAAGCAACCGACAGCAACACCUGAGAAUUCAACUGCACAAGCUUUAAGGGAGGAGUGUGUAGAUAUAAAUGAGUGCGAGGAGGAAACGUGUGAGUGGCAGUGUGUCAACCUGCCAGGCUCUCACCGCUGCAUCUGCCCCAGAGGAUACACACUCCACAGAGAUGAACGACGUUGCAAAGACAUUAACGAGUGCAGUCGUAAAAAUGGAGGCUGCUCUCACCUGUGUUUGAACCAGAAAGGUGGUUAUAAAUGUGCCUGCCCAGCCUCCCAUCGCCUCUCCCCCUACAGCUGGAAGAAAUGUGUACCGAGGACAACAGCGAACACUGCUGGCUGA
Molecule: messenger RNA, 2504 nt
Organism: Epinephelus moara (kelp grouper)
Lineage: Eukaryota; Metazoa; Chordata; Actinopteri; Perciformes; Serranidae
Exons: 10
Coding region: 36-2504 (822 amino acids)
Molecular function (GO): calcium ion binding
Source: RefSeq, a predicted model, not a curated record